This is a messenger RNA of Vitis vinifera (wine grape), 1304 nucleotides long. RefSeq names its product protein POOR HOMOLOGOUS SYNAPSIS 1. The transcript has 8 exons. The record is from RefSeq and is a predicted model, not a curated record. The coding region runs from base 61 to 897 and encodes 278 amino acids. NCBI's taxonomy places the organism in Eukaryota, Viridiplantae, Streptophyta, Magnoliopsida, Vitales, Vitaceae.
CUGGGUCCCAACUCCCAAGAGCCUAUAAAAGGGGAGGAGCAGGGAGGAAGAAAUAGAAAAAUGGCAGGCGCUCUGGUGACAAUGGCCACUGAACACUCAGACAAGUCCAUGGCCGCCAUUAGAGAUGAGUGGGAGAUCCAAUUUUCUCGCUUCUUUAACAAUCCUGCUCUCUCCUCCACCUGUUCUUCCUCUACUAUUCACCCUGACCUCAUCAGAAAAACAAGAAGUUUACGCAGAGGUACCUGGAUUUCCUCUUCUUCUGCUUCCCUGCAACUUCUCACCGAUCACUCCACUUCUCAAGCCAUCCUGAUCGUCCGUUCCGGAGGAAGGAUCCAUGAAGAGCACUUCAUUUCCAAGCUGCUUUUCUCUUGGCCUCAGGUAUCAUGUGUCUCUGGAUUUCCUGCCAGGGGUAGCAGAGUUGUAUUCGUGAGCUAUAAAGAUUGUGUUAGCCAGGUUCAGAAGUUUGCCUUGCGGUUUUCAACAAUUUACGAAACUGAAAGAUUCAUAAAUGCUUUAAAGGAUAUCUUGAAGGAUGUGGAGGACAUUGAGCUUCUCAGUAGUGGCUUCGUAACUGAAGUUUCAUCACAAUCUGAGUUUGUUUCUUCUAAUAUACCUCCCUAUAGAAUUAGUGAGGAAUUGAGUGUUCCUGUUCACUCGCACUGUUCUUUGUUGCCCCCCAGCUCAAACCAUGAAGUUGAGCAGCACUCACGUUCUCAGGAAACUGCAGUUAAUCAUAAUUGUGAAGGCACUUUCGUGGACAUGCCACCCAGCUUCACAUCAUUAUUAACUAACUGUUGCUUUGAGACGCAAGCUGCAGCACAACCAACUAUAACUGAGGAAAUGGAUCUCAAAUCCCAAAUUGCGAGAUACAUGGAAGACUCUUCAUUCCAAGGUUAGGCUUUUCAGAGUGUAUGUGGUCUCAUAUCAUUUGGCAUUUGAGCGAAGUUUGGCCCUAGCUCACCCUUGAAUGGGGGUGUCUUGGCUUAAGACAGACAGAAGUCCAAUGUGGUCCCACCAAAUUCCAAAGCUGCUAAUAUCUGGAUACUGGACACAAUUGCCUUUACAAAAUUUGUUUCAUUCAUCUUGUUAAUUGAGGUACUAAUGUAUCAAGUUAUUUUUCUUUUAUCACCAGAUAUGUUGUUUAAAGUAGAGAAAGUUAUCAGUGAAAUGGGAGAUGAUUUGAUGCUGUAAUCAUCUGUGGCUCCGAGUACUCGUUUAAAGCAGUUCCCGCCUUUUUUUCUCUGGUUUAUUGAUUUAGCUUUUUGGAUAUAUAACCUGGUUCAUCUUCAUUGUAACCAUUAUCC